Molecule: messenger RNA, 4343 nt
Organism: Monomorium pharaonis (pharaoh ant)
Lineage: Eukaryota; Metazoa; Arthropoda; Insecta; Hymenoptera; Formicidae
Gene: wapl
Product: protein wings apart-like
Exons: 11
Coding region: 1-3648 (1215 amino acids)
Biological process (GO): regulation of chromosome condensation
Source: RefSeq, a predicted model, not a curated record
AUGACGUCCCGUAGUUACACCAAGUCCUACAGCCGCAAGGUCAGCAGCGUGACGCCCGGCAGCAUCCAGUUCGACAAGCUCUUCCGCGAGAACAGCAACCGGCCGUCCGCUGCCAAGUCCGCGGGCACCGUCGGCAAAUGGGGCAUAACGUCCUUCACAUCGAUCAGGAGCACGAAUAUCAACGGGAGGAGAGAUGAUAUACAUGCCUUUGGCGCAAAGAGAAUGAAACUCGACUAUGGAAAUCAGAAUCGCGUGAAUCCCGGGAAGGACCCGUUCUCCUUCGAGACCGACCCAGACAACAAGGCGGAUCCGCCGGUUGUCAAGCCGAAGAAGUUCUUCAAGAGCCGGAAUGUGCCACCUGUGGUAGAAGAAUCUCGCCCAGAUGUGGCAAUCUACAGACAAGUACCUGAUUCGCAAUAUGGGAGAGCCCGUGCCCCGAAGCAACCCCCGCAGCAGCAGCAGCCACCGGCGCAGAAGCAGGCUGUAGCAGCAAAGACUGUGUCGCAUCAUGCUCCAAUUAAGAAAGUAGUAGAAAGUUUAGAUAGCAGCACGCCCGACGCUCCUCCUCCUAGUCGAGAGGAGAGCAAACCACCGAUCGUUCUGAGAAUAUGUAAGGGUACGGCGCGAUUGGUUUGCGGGGACGUGCAUCAGGAUACCCAGGAGCCUGAGCAUCAGGAUACUUAUAGGAUCUCCACUCCCCUCGCUAGUCCCUCGAAGGUGGACGUCGAACGUAAGACCUUCAAUACAACAGAAACGUCGCUCAAGUCCGAUCACAGGUCCUUACGCGCGCAUCAACCUGUCGUCUCCACUGUUUCGAUUCCAUUGGAGAAUUCCGACAUGCGAAGGACCACACGCAGCCGCGCCAAGAAUCUGCACUUGGAUCCAACGACCUCUGUCGUGACGCCUGCGUCGACAGUCCCGUCGUCCACUUCGAAUUCCCACGGCUCCGGUCUUUCUCUGACGCUGAGGAAAUCGGUGACGGACUCGAAUAACACACUUAUCUCUCACUACGACAUCGUUAAGACUGACUGCAGCUCAACGUAUUCCUCCAAACCGACGAUCGAGCCGUUAAUCGGACGCGAUCAGCCACUGCCAACUACAACUCAAGAGCUGAUCGAUAUAUUGUCGAGUGAUUCUACUGAUACGAGACCACCACCCCCGCCAUCGCCACCAGCAUCAGCAUCAUUGUCACCCUCGCCACCGUCGUCACCAGUAGUACCACCAGUAGCACCACCACUAACAUCGGGUGCCAGUAUCGACGACAAUGACAUUGACAAUACGGAGAACGCAGAAGAAACGACGCCGGAGAGCAUCGCAAACUUGGUUGAGCGACAUUGCAUCGUGGACGUCCCGAUGAAUGAAGCCGCUGUCGAACCAGCGAACGUCGCGCGGCAAUCCGAGCCCGAGCUGGAGGCAGAGCUUGAUCCUGAAUCAGAGCCGGAAUUGCCGAUUCGCGGAAGGACAGGCGACGCCGUCGCCACCGUCGAAAUCGCGGCCAAGACUCUGGUGGACCAGGACUGGUUCUCGGGCAGCGACGAUAGCGAAGGUGCCGGCGGGAACGCCGAGAGCGAAAUGCCGCUGCACGUGACGAGCACAGUCGCGGAGUUGCAGAGCUCGGAUCCGCCGUCGACGAGCGCGAUCUCUUCGACCAAGCCUGCCGCCAAGAAGGGCAGCAUUUUCAAGAGUCGCUCAACCGGCGCGACAAACGGAAACAAGAGGCGGGCGCUGUAUAAGCACAAGUGGUGCGACAGCGACAAAGAGUCCACUGCUCCGGACACGCCCAACACAGGAAACAGCACACCGACCACCGCGUCCGGGUCCAGCAGUACGGGACCGGUGGCGUACGAGGAAGAGUUCGAACCCUCGCAGCUGACAAGGGUCGUCACUUAUCCCGCGGCCGAUGCGGAUUUUGAGGAUGAAGUAGACGCAAUUACAAGCAUCCGCUGUGGCAGAAAAGUUAAAGGGUUCUAUACUGUAGUAAAAAAUGUAAAGAAAGCUCAUCAGAUACAAGAGAGUGGAGAAUUCCAGGAGUUUAAUGAUGAUGUGGAGUAUAUCUUGGACACUUUGAGAGAAAAUAAUCCAAAUGCUACUCGUUGCCUUUCAGCCAUACGAUUAGCAAGUAAAUGUAUGGCUCCCGCAUUUCGUAUGCAUGUGCGUGCUCAUGGAACUGUUGCUAAGUUUUUUAAAGCCCUUCAUGAUGCAACAAAAGAUCAGAGUCUUGGUCUGUGCACAGCUACAGUAAUGUUUGUUUUAAGUCAAGAUCGUCUGGCAAUGGAUCUUGAUCGCGAUUGUUUGGAACUAAUGUUAAGUCUAUUAGAAUCUGAUGCCAGUCAUAAAGAUGCUCUUGACGAUUGUGGUCUCAGUCAUGCUGAAUUACUAAAGAACAAAGAAAAAGUUCGUCAGUUAUGCGCUGAUAUACAAGCUCAAGGACACGCCAAGCAUCUGAAUCUAGAUAAUAUCACCGUUGGUCAGCUCGCUAUGGAGACACUUUUGAGUCUUACAUCAAAGCGCGCUGGAGAAUGGUUUAAAGAAGAAUUACGAGAAUUAGGUGGCUUAGAGCAUAUUGUAAAGACAAUUCGAGAAUGUCACCGUCAUAUUAACAGCCAGAAUGUUUUAAGAUCUGGUUGGACAGAUCCAUUGUUAGACAAAUUACGUAAAGUUGACAGAUGUUUACGCGUCUUAGAAAAUGUAACACAUAUGAACGAAGAGAAUCAGGUGUAUUUAUUAAAAUAUGAAGAAGGCAUAUUAGUAAGCACGUUAGCUAGUUUGUAUCACUUAUGUGGACAAGAGAUUCCCAUUUAUCCGACAACAGAUCCGAGCGAUAAAAGUUCUACUGGUGCUGUUGUUAGAGAAUGUCUUUUUGCAAUUAUUAAAGUUCUCAUCAAUCUUACCCAUCGGUUUAAUGGACAAUCUUUUGGUAGCAAAUCAGUUGGAGCACAAGUUGGCGUUUUGGAUUGUAGCUUGUUUCUUUUAUUACGCGUGCCUGAAUCACUCCCGGAGGAGCAGCGGUUUGACAUGAUGAUGCUUGCAUUAAUUCUAUUAAUAAAUUUGGUAGAACAGUGCGACGAUAACAAACGACUUCUUAUCGAUUCAAAGGCACCUUUGUCAUCAGAAAAUAUUUUCGACGCGGAAGAAAACGGCGUAGCGUCAUUGAUUGAUUUGUUCUACAAGCAAGAAGAACUUGCGCGUGCUGAGGAACAAAAAACUGAUGCGAUCCUCGAUGGAAAAAAAGAUUCUGAGCAAACUGAAACAGUAUCAACCACCACUAAAUCUCAUGAAGAAUUCAUCGAAGAGACCGUUACGAAAUUGUUACAAAAAGCUGGACGACAUAUGGAGCAUACGCUAAUUGGAGCAUACGUAGUAUUGUUACUUGGAUACUUAAUAAUGGAUAACAAGGAAUACGAGUCGCUAGUACGAAGUAGACUACCGGACAAGAAUUUCGCCACCAUGGUAUCUGUACUUCAAAAAUUCUUCAACUUCAUGAAUCUAACGGCAUCGAACGAAGUGAGUAGUUGCGGAAUCGCCGCUACCGAAAAGGUAAUCAAGUUCCUAAAAAUGUCGGAUGCCAGAAUCGAGGAAGAGAAGAAUGAGUUACCAUUGCCAGCGUUAGAGGACACCAACACGAUGCUUGACUUAACUUCAUCUUGAUCGAUUGAUUGUUAUGCAUGCACCUGACAGCAUUUUUCUUUCAUCUGGCGUACACGAAGAGCCAAAGUUAUAUUUUUUGUCCAACAGAGAAAAAUUCUUUUUAUUACAAUGGAUGGACUUGUUUCAUAUGCGUAUAUUUUGAUACAUAUUUAUUCACUUACGUAAUUUAUUGUUGUAGGUUUCAUUAUUAUUGAUUCAACUUUAAUUAUCUUUAUUUCCUUUCCUCCUUUUAUUUCUUUUAAUUACAAUUUGGAAACUAGCCUGUAUUCUAGGUUUAAGUAUAAAAUAGGGUAGCUUUGAAUAUUAUGUAUAGAAACGCAACACAAACUUGUAAUUAUAAUUACAGGGCACUUAUCGCAAUUAUAUCGUUACUGUCUACACGGUAUCACUAAUAAUUCAAAUUAACGAGCAGCCACCUUUCAAAGUUGCGAGACUGCCAAGAAGAAUAAAAUAUGCGAUAAGCUUCUUGCCAGCCUACCUGAUUUAUCCUUCUGUAUAUGAGAUCUUAACAUUGUACAAUCAAUUUUUAAAAUAAAAAUAUCUAAUGCGUUUUAAAAAUCUUUGUUAAGUGAUCGACAGCGUUAGUCACAUGUGACCGGCUGAAAUUCAACGUACAUUUCCCCUCUCCCCCUUUCUUUUAUAUGCGUAAGAUUAUUUUAAUAUUAAAAUUAUAUUAUGAUAUAAGCCUUGUAAAU